Molecule: messenger RNA, 1523 nt
Organism: Erigeron canadensis
Lineage: Eukaryota; Viridiplantae; Streptophyta; Magnoliopsida; Asterales; Asteraceae
Product: probable aquaporin NIP5-1
Exons: 4
Coding region: 383-1285 (300 amino acids)
Biological process (GO): transmembrane transport
Cellular component (GO): membrane
Molecular function (GO): channel activity
Source: RefSeq, a predicted model, not a curated record
CUUCUACAAAAACCAUUGUAUCUUCCUACCAAAAAAUUUUUUGAAUUACAUUACAUGUUUAUAACUUUGCAACUUUAUCUUUCAUUCAUUUAGAUCAAUUCUUUAACCUGGCUUUUUUCAAACUUUCUCUUCCUUAGUUCAACAUUUAUAAAACUCUACCCAGUAUCUUACUUCAGACUACCCAUCUAUUUUUUCCCCUAUAAAAAAAGCACCAAUUAAUAAACAAAGUUUGUAUCGUUCUGGCUUCAGUUAAGUCGAUUGUGUAACAAUACGUUUAUAAAAAUCUACACAUUAUGUAAGGUAUUUCCCAUUCGGCUUGAAAUCGUAUCUGAAAAAACCAAAAAAAAAAGAAAAAGACCAUUUAAGUCCAGAAUUGAAGUCUAUGAAAAUGGAAAGUGGGGAUGGGCCAACACCACCGGUGUCAGCACCAGCAACUCCUGGAACACCAGGAGGUCCAUUGUUCACAUCUCUACGAGUAGACUCGUUGUCGUACGAUCGCAAGUCAAUGCCACGUUGCAAAUGUCUGCCCGUUGCUGCACCGUCAUUCGGUGCACAUCAUACGUGUUUCACAGAUUUUGCUACUCCUGAUAUCUCUCUCACCCGAAAGUUGGGAGCAGAAUUCGUGGGAACAUUUAUAUUGAUAUUCGCAGCAACAGCAGGACCGAUAGUGAACCAAAAAUACUCUGGAUCAGAGACACUAAUAGGGAAUGCAGCAUGUGCAGGGCUGGCAGUGAUGAUAAUUAUUCUGUCAACGGGUCAUAUCUCAGGAGCCCAUUUGAACCCGUCCCUCACAAUUGCAUUCGCAGCACUGCGUCAUUUUCCAUGGGCACAUGUCCCUGCCUACAUCUUAGCACAAGUAUCCGCUUCAAUCUGUGCUUCUUUUGCUCUCAAAGGUGUCUUCCAUCCCUUUAUGUCCGGAGGUGUCACAGUUCCUUCUGUUAGCACUGGCCAAGCUUUUGCCCUCGAGUUCAUCAUCACCUUUAAUCUCCUGUUUGUUGUCACAGCUGUCGCUACUGAUACUCGUGCUGUUGGAGAAUUGGCAGGUAUAGCAGUUGGAGCUACCGUUAUGCUCAACAUUCUAGUUGCUGGGCCAUCAAGUGGUGCGUCAAUGAAUCCAGUGCGUACACUGGGUCCAGCAGUGGCGACAGGGAAUUACACGGUAUUAUGGUUAUACAUAUUGGCACCCACACUUGGAGCACUUGUUGGAGCUGGAGUCUACACAUUGGUCAAACUUCAAGAAGGCGAGGGAGAACAACCACGUGAAGUCCGAAGCUUCCGUCGGUAGUUUGUUCUAGGGCAGAUAUCGGGAUGCAGGGUAUAUAAGAUCCAUUAUAGCCGCCGAUAAUAAUAAUUAUACUAAUAAAAUGGGAUGUCAUUGAAAUAGAAUGUCCCAUGGAAGUGGUGUGCGAUUGACUUAUAGCGUUUUCUUUACAUAUUCGGUCGUUCAUUGUUGUUACAGAAUCUAUGGACUUGUAGUCAUGUCUGUUUGUUCAAAGUUGUAAUAUAUGAAACCUUUGUUUUCA